AAUCCGAGGUCCCUGGUGACCAUCAGGCUGAGGGCGUCAAUGAUAACAACCCUAUAGACCAGCCGGUGAGUACUCUCCAACAGCUGCUGUCGUCGUUGUCAUCAACGAGCCCUCAUAAGAUUCACGAGGCAUGCUUGGCUGGCGACCUCGAUCGUAUCAAGCAACUCGUGAAAGCUGGUGCUUCCAUCAAUGCUCCCGUUACAGUAGCCUCCAUCGUGCGUGCUGGGGUACGUACUAUUGUGAAGAACCACGGAGGAGACCCUCUAGGGCUAUCGAGAGAUGGUUAUCACUGCUAUCAGAUGACCCCCAAUAGGAAGACUCGAAAGUGGAUUCGUAAAUGGCUUCAAAGCAAGGGGAUGGAAAUACCCGAUUUAAAGCAGUUAAAGCAGAGCCAACAGCAGAAGGAAUCAGAGAAAAAUAGGAGGGAAGAGCUGGGUUUGGCGAGUGACGACUCAACCGAGGAGGCCCUGGAGGGUUACAUUGCGGGUGUGCCGAAGGACGAUGAACUUUGA
Perkinsus marinus ATCC 50983 is the source of this 512-nucleotide messenger RNA. RefSeq lists its product as hypothetical. NCBI's taxonomy places the organism in Eukaryota, Perkinsozoa, Perkinsida, Perkinsidae. The record is from RefSeq and is a predicted model, not a curated record. The transcript is spliced from 5 exons. The annotation marks the transcript as partial.